AUGGCAGCAACAAAUCAACAUCCUUUUCUUUCAAAUGUACCUUUUAAAGACGAAACUCCCUUACCAGAAGAUAUACCAAGAGUAGAUGACGUUGGAACGACUUCUGCUCCUUUAAAAUCUGCUGCUUUUUUUAUUGGUGCUUAUUGUAAAGACUUUAAUGAUGAUUAUAUGCUUUGCAAAAAUGAAAAUAAUGAUCCAAAACAUUGCUUAAAAGAAGGUAGAAAAGUUACAAGGCUUCGUAAGUUACGUGAAAAUUGUGAUAAAGAAUUUGAAGCUCAUUGGCAGUGUUUGGAUAAAAAUAAUCAGGAAUAUUAUCAAUGUAGACCACAAGAAAAGACAUUUAAUACUUGUGUAUUUAACGCGUUGAAUUUAGAAAAAGUUAUUCCUGGGACCCCUCAGGGAAAACCUCCAAUUCAUCUUAAAGAAAGUCCUAUUUUUAAACCAAGUUAA
Funneliformis mosseae is the source of this 450-nucleotide messenger RNA. The record is from the annotation of a GenBank genome assembly. Lineage: Eukaryota; Fungi; Glomeromycota; Glomeromycetes; Glomerales; Glomeraceae.